UUCAACCGCAGGGGGCAUUGGGAUUGAUAGGGAUGUUUCCAUCAUGGCGGCAUCCAUUUCAGGUUAUACUUUCAGUUCUGUGUGUUAUCACAGCGCCAACAGCAACUCAGAUCACGAGGGCUUCCUAUUAGGAGACGUGAGGCAAGAGGAGACGGUCAGCAUCAGCGACACACAGAUCAGCAGUGCAGAACUGCUGCAGAUAGUAGAAGUCCAUAACCAUGAUCCUUGUGCACAGUUAUUUAGCUUUUAUGACUACGCAGGUAAAGUCAAUGAAGAAAAUCUCAACAGCAUUCUUAAAGACAGGAGGAAAAAUGUUAUUGGUUGGUACCGGUUCCGGAGGAACACGCAACAACAGAUGUCGUUCAGGGAGCAGAUUAUCCACAAACAGCUGACUCAGCUGCUGGGUGUGCCCGACCUCGUCUUCCUUCUUUUCAGCUUCAUCUCUACUGCCAACAGCUCCACACAUGCUCUGGAGUAUGUGCUCUUCAGACCCAACCGCAGCAGGUACAACCAGCGGAUCACCCUCACUAUCCCAAAUCUUGGUAACACAAGUCAGCAGGAAUAUAAAACCUCAUCAGUACCCAACACGUCUCACAACUACUCAAAGGUCAUCAAAGAGCACGGGGCUGAGUUCUUUGACAAAGAUGGUGUGAUGAAGGAUAUUCGAACAAUAUUCCAAGUCUACAGCGCGCUACAAGAUAAAGUCCAGGCUGUGUGUGGGGAGGUAGAACAAAGUGAACGUGUUAAAGAGAAAAUUCAAGAGGAUGUGAACAAACUCAAACAACAAAUUGCUCUCCGGAAGCGCAUGAGAGCAGAAGAGGAGAGAAGGCUCCAUGAGGACUCCCAUUCCACUCCGGAGGAGAAUACGGAACCUUGUGAGGCUACGCUUCUUUCCAGGAUCAGUUUUGAUGCACCUUCAGCCCCAGAGCGGCCCAGCACCUCACCAAACCCACCAUCUUACACUGACCUCUUAUCCCAAACUGUAAAUGUGCUCUCCUCCUCCUCUCCACCGACCAGUGCUGCUCUGUUGCCCCGGCCUCAGGCUGUGGGCUCUCCAGGACACCCUACACCCAUCCCACUGGGGCCGGACCUGGGUCUCGGCAUCAGGCUGAACAUGGGCCUCGGUGCCACUUUAAAUCCCGUUAGCACUCCCAGCACUCCGUACCUCGGUAACGGUGACGGUUCGAGCUCUGAUUCAUUAGACAGACAAGCCGCAGGCCAGGAAGAUGAUGAUGAAGAGGAUGAAGAAGAUGAGGACAGUAGUGAAUAUGAAAACUUGGUGAGCGAAGGAACUCAUCUACCUUUAGUUCCAGAUGGUGUCUUGUCUCAAGGCCGGCCAGCAGCCCUGAACCCCGAUGGGGACGCUCGUGGCUCACAAAUGACAUAGAAACUCGUCACAGGAUUUGAGCCGGACACAAAUAAGUGACGCAUCUGAAGCAAUCAAAAAUAAGCAAAUGUAGACCAACGAAGUGCCAGUCCUGAAAGUGAAAGGCAUGUGCAAGUGGUGUCCCGCUGUGUAACUCUUCUCGUCUUAGUCUGAUCUCCAUGUUAAGGGGAAACCUCUCCAGGCUUUGCAGGUGCAUCUCACUGGGCUAAAGGUUGUGUUUUUAUAUGCUCUUUGAAUUUAGGUCUUUCAAGGUACACAAGUGUGGAUCCGUCUUGUUUGCAGGUCAGACGUGAAUUUUACAGACUAAUGUACGCCAACUGGUUGGCGAGCUUGCUUUCAAAAAGACCGGCCCACACUUUAACAUUUUGUCUUCGCCUUCCUGUCUCAAAUUUGCGUCCCCACUUAAGCACCCUUUCUUGCAUUACCUUCUUGCACACUAUUAUUUUGAGGCAAUCUUCAACUUGUCUGGUUACUAACGUCAAACUAUUAUAUUAUUUUUAGAUAUUUAUAUUGAGAUUGAUCUUGGACUUUACCGUUUUUCAUAAACCAAAACGGUUGCCCAUUUAAAUCAGAAACAAUGAUGAAUAGAGGAUUUCAAACAACAAUCACUUCUCUAAUGGCUGCUUUUUAUAUUAAUCCCAAUAUAUAUAUGUAUGUUUUGUCACGUUAAACAUCUAACAUGACUCACUGUAGUGUCAAUGUCUUGAUUUUCUGGGAUUUUACUGAAACUUUUGUUUUGCUGAAAAAUGAAGAUUUCUUUUCGCUGCUAUACCAAUGCUGACAUGCUGUGCCACUUGCCCUCUUCAACCACCUUGAGUCAAACUUUUUUUUUUUUUUUCAUCGUAAAGCAUUAACAGGGAUAACACGGUAUAUUGUAGCUUUACUAGCUAGUUGCUUAAUAUUCCCUUUGCUGCUGCAACACAGAGUAACUAGAAGUUGCAUCUGUUCUUUUUAAGAUAAAACAUGGCUGCUACUUUCAUUUUACCGUAUUGGCUGUUAAAGUACUACUGACCACUCUCAUCACUGAUCAUUGCUUUGUCUCUAUUAAAGCUUUAAUAGAAGACAGAUACCCACUGUAGUGUGUGAGCUGUCACCUUGGAAACGGAUCGGUCUCUUGUCUUUGUGUAAUUAGCCAUCACACAUCUAUCCUGGCCUGCUUGGGUAAGCGUACAGUGUGUGGACCUAGGUAAUGUGAUUUUAGCAUGACCGCUGCAUUAGACUACAGUGCCUUAUACUCAGGACAAUUCAUAACGACUCAAAUCUCUGUAGAGGAAAGAAAUAAGACAAUUUUCUUUUAAGCUUACAGAAAUCCUCCAAGUUUGUUUUCAUGACGUUUAAGUUCCACAGCUAUGUGCUUCCCAUUUCUGGUGUUUCUAAUCGAUCUGAAACAACCAUCGCUAUAUUCUGAGCGCAUUUCCCUUGUUGCUGUCAGUAAUGUUGAAGUUUGCCUGCAUCUUAUGGCUACAAAUGUUAAUUUUUUUGACACUGGUACCAGAUAAUGGAACAGUACAAAGAAAAGAUGAGGAGAAUAAUGACCGACAAGCAGAAAAAUGCAUUUACAGAUCUGGCCUGAAGGAGAUGGUGACUGAUUUUUUAAAAAGGUUUCCUUGCAUGGUUCAUUGUUGACAUUGGUGGAUGAUCGCACGUUACGGACACUUUUGCCUUGUAAGCAAGCUUUGCUUUACUUACACAUGCUGUUUGUAUGUACCUUUUUUUUUUUACUUUAGGGACAUUUCACUUGCUUCUAUGUGUAAUGCCAAUGCAUCACUGACCAGGAACUGGCACUUAAAAUGUUGCUUAAUAAUUACCAAGAGUUACAAUCACACAAUGGAAGAUUACAAAAAAUCUGCUUGUUAAAAGUAUAAUUUCCUUACCAUAGUGGGAUUUAAGGAGGAAAUAAAUGAUGAAUGUAUUGUACAAAUAAAAAACGGGCAUGGGGUAGCAUUUAAACAGCACUUAACUAUUUUUUUUUUCUUAGUUGGACAAUGUGAGGGUAAGGAAAAUGGAGCUGAGGGUCUGUAGACUUUUAACACUUGUCUUAAUGUGGGCUCUUCUGUGACCUCGGACCUUACAGCUGAUGUGAAAACCUGCAGAACAAUGGUGCAAAAGGCCACUGGGAUGAAGCAUGAGAGAAUACACUUGACCAGAACACAGUACCUUUUAAAGUUUCACCAUAAUCCAAAUAUACACCCCUGUAAGAAUGGGAUGACCCCCUUUGCUUCUACCACGGGGAAGAGCGUUCUGACAUUAUCACCGCCUUAAAGCACAAAGUCCAGUGCACACCUUGGAUAAUCUGGGAUUUUAUCUGGAUUUGUGUAAUUUAAUGAAAGUUGACCAAGGACUUUACUUAGGUGAGCAGAGAGAUCAAGGUGCUUAAAUUGAGGGAUAAUAAAGAAGACGUUCAUUUGUGAUCCCAUCA
Molecule: messenger RNA, 3806 nt
Organism: Nothobranchius furzeri (turquoise killifish)
Lineage: Eukaryota; Metazoa; Chordata; Actinopteri; Cyprinodontiformes; Nothobranchiidae
Gene: abraxas2
Product: abraxas 2, BRISC complex subunit
Biological process (GO): mitotic spindle assembly; protein K63-linked deubiquitination; attachment of spindle microtubules to kinetochore
Cellular component (GO): nucleus
Molecular function (GO): polyubiquitin modification-dependent protein binding; microtubule binding
Source: RefSeq, a predicted model, not a curated record